UCUACCCUUCGAAUUGACAAUAACGCGAAUCGAGGAUGAGUUUUAUUGGGAACGCGCGGCCAAGGACAGGUGGGAACACAACGAUCCGAACGAACACGGCGGCUCAUGGCGACGGUUAUACUGCGAACGCCACUUAGCCGAAUAUUUGGAAACUUUGGAAGCGAGCUAUUUCGAGUCUCAAAGAGAGGAAUAAAACAGGUAAAACGACCGAAUGUGGAGAAUAACGAAGCAACUUUCGAGGAAGACGUCGCGCAUCAUAUUCCCAUGGCAAUUAUAUUAUCGCAAUUCCCGCAUCUCGCCGAAAUUUACCUCAACUUCGGUAUGAUCUAUAUGAACGAUGGUUUUGAGUGGCGAGACUUCGAGUUCUCGUUGGAGGAUUGCGAGAGUCUGGGAGCAGGAAUUAAAACCAGUCCAAAAUUGCGAAAAUUUAGUUUAACUCGCAGCAAUUUGGAUCGGCCUCGAGUCGCCGCUAUUCUUCAAGGGAUGGCACUAAAUGACAAUAUUGAGGAAUUGGAUCUGUCACAUUGCAAGUUGAUGGACACCGGUGCGCACGCGGUGGGCGAAUUUCUGUCAAUGCAUCGGAAAUUGCAGAUUCUGCAUUUGGCGAACAAUAGCAUAGGACCAGAUGGAGCGGCCGGCCUCGUUCAUGGAAUAUUGAAAGCGAGCUCAACUGCUCUAAAAAAUUUAGAUCUCAGACUGAACCCUCUGCAAGAUGAGGGGGCUAAUCAUAUAUGUGCACUUCUGGUGAGAAACGAAACUUUGGAAACAUUGAACAUCAGCGGCUGUGGAUUAGGACCGGAAGCUGGUAUAGCGCUUGCCGAAGUUCUCUCUUGCGUAAAACUCGAGAUGUUAUCUCUCGAUGUAUCUAACAAUGAUUUUGGACUAACCGCUGGAGAGUCAUUCGAGGCGGCUGUGGGGUCUUGCUCGUACAUUAUCCAUUUGGACGGUCGAAUGUGCAAUUUCGCGAAAGAAUCGGAGUACUCGAUCAAUGAGAACGCGCGCAGGAAUAAACAAAAUAUGAAAAAGGAGAAGAGCAAAAUAGCGUUUUGCCGAAGAAACAGUGUCGAUAAUUCAUCUAGUGCCAAGAGUUUGCAACAACAGUCGGAAGUUGGAUCGUCAUUCCCCGAGCCAAAGGGUAUUGUGAAUCGCUUUACAGGCGAACAAAUCGAUGUUGGCGAGCAGGAGAUGAUGAAAUCAAUUUUGAAAGCUCGGCGUAUAAAGUAGUUCUAUCUACUGAGAGGAGGAGUUCUCUUCUGUGGUCAUGGAAAAUUUAAAACGCCGUUUGGCAGCGACGCAUCCAGAGAAGCACACCGGUGCUUAUCCUAGCGGAGUUUUCAAAUAAAAUGAUAAAAUAAUAA
Molecule: messenger RNA, 1358 nt
Organism: Linepithema humile (Argentine ant)
Lineage: Eukaryota; Metazoa; Arthropoda; Insecta; Hymenoptera; Formicidae
Source: RefSeq, a predicted model, not a curated record